Cyclocybe aegerita is the source of this 2397-nucleotide messenger RNA. Lineage: Eukaryota; Fungi; Basidiomycota; Agaricomycetes; Agaricales; Hemipholiotaceae. The record is from the annotation of a GenBank genome assembly.
AUGUCUGGCCAACAAUAUCUGAAUGUCAUCUCCGAGAAUGCGUCGCGACUGGGCAUGCGCCUGCAGGAGACCUUCUCGGAACACACACGCGAGCUGACGCUCGCGCGGGGGUCGGCGGUAUAUCUAGAAGGCGGGGAGGACAAGACGAAGAAUAUACGGAAGCAACUCGAGUCGAGCAGCGAAAGGGAGAAGCUGGAUGCGAUGAAGAGGAUCGUCGGUCUGAUAUCAAAAGGCCGCAACGCCUCCGAAUACUUUGCCGCCGUUGUGAAGAACGUCGCAUCUCCGAACCUCGAGACACGCAAGCUCGUGUACAUCUACCUCCUGAGGUACGCGGAGCACGAACCCGACCUCGCACUGCUCUCGAUCAACACCUUCCAACGCGACCUUGGCGAUUCCAACCCCCUCAUACGAGGCAUGGCGCUAAGGGUGCUUAGUGGGAUCAAGGUCCCGAUGGUGGGCAGUCUGGUCGUACUCGCGAUCAAGAAAUGCGCGGCAGACGUGAGUCCGUAUGUGAGGAAGUGUGCGGCCCUGGCGGUACCUAAGUGUUAUGAACUUGACUCUGCUCACCUCCCUGCUCUCAUCCAAAUCAUAACCACCUUGCUACAAGACAGGUCCCCACUCUCCCUCGGUGCAGUUGCAGUCGCUUUCGAAGCCAUAUGCCCAACACGACUUGACCUUCUCCACGUACAUUACCGACGGCUGUGCAAGAUUCUCGUGGACAUAGACGAAUGGGGCCAGGUGGAGAUGAUAAACUUGCUGCUGCGGUACGCACGGACGAUGCUGCCCCAGCCAGUGGUACGUGGUGGGUCAGUUGUUGCCGAAGGAGGCGAAGCAACGAGCAAGGGGGAUGAUGAUGAGGACGAAGUGGACAAGGACUUGAAGUUGCUUUUGGAUUCUGUCAAGCCGAUCUUUCAGAGUCGAAACCCUGCUGCCGUGUUGGCUGCGACAAAAGUGAUAUUUUACGGCGCACCACCGUCGUACUGGCAUCUCUUCGUGCACCCCUUGAUGCGCCUGCUUUCAACGUCCAAAGAAGUCGAAAGGAUCGUGCUCGUGGAUCUGCUCAUAAUCACGAAACAGGCCCCACAACUAUUUUCUCCGUACUACACCAGGUUCCUAGCCAGGUCGGAUGACUUGACGCAAGUCAAGAAGGACAAGAUACGAUUAAUGCUGAAUGUGCUGACCAUCGACAACUAUUCAGCCAUCAUGCGGGAGUUGAUCGACUACGCGGACGAUGUGGAUGACAGCGUCGUUUCAGAAGCCAUCCUUGGAUUAGGAAAAUGCGCCACCCGCAUUCCUGAGUCUGUACAGCAAUGUCUGACCUCGUUGAUCACGAUGAUCAAGAGUCGAUAUGACAUCGUUGUUAGCAGCGCCGUCCAGGUCCUGAAGCACCUCGUUCAGACACAACUAUCAGCACAAACGCCCCUAGCAUUUGCCAGCACAUCCCAAUCGCCUCUUUCCAUCAUUGCACACCUAGCAAGACGCAUCGACGACAUCAAGCACGAACAGGCGCGAGCAUGUGUUGUCUGGCUUGUUGGACAAUAUGGUGCCUCAGACGAGAAAGGGCCUGGCCCGGAGGGCAUAGCGGAGUGGGCUCCUGAUGUCCUCCGAAAGCUGGCCAAAUCGUUCGCGCAGGAGGCACCGUUGGUGAAGCUUCAGGUAGUGACGCUGGCUGCGAAGCUUUUUGUGCUUUCACCUGUGGAUAGGACGUUGGGGUUGCUCGUGCGAUACGUGUUUUCGCAGGCGAGAUACGACCUCAGAUAUGACAUAAGGGAUCGAGGGAGGAUGCUGUCGACUCUUCUUGCGGGUGUUGGACUAAGAAUGAACGGGGAAGAGGAGGAGGAGCGAAGUGGCGUGGUACUGAGAAGAGAGCAGGUCAAGGUUGUCCUAUUCGAGGGCAAAGCUGGGAUGGUGGAGGAUAAUUCGAGCUACUUGGAUGACGAAAAAGUGCUUCUGGGCUCAUUGGGCGGAGUGACGGGGCGGUCGAUGCGGAUGGACGAUGUGCUCCCGGACUGGUUGGAGAAGGGCGUGGAGAAUUCCUUGCGGGACUCGGAAUACGAUGCUCCACCUGCACCGCCCGCGCCCACUGCAUUGUCUUCUUCUGGGCAGGUGCAGAUGAAGGGCAAACUCCCCGCGUCUUCACCAAUUGUAUUGACCCCCACCGGGCCUGGUUCAAGACCCGACUCAAGAACCGGUGGAAAGGGACCAUGGACGGAUUUGGAUUCGUUUUAUGCCGAGGAUGAUGACAAGGAGGACGAGGAGUCUGAAGAAGAGGAAAGCGAAGAAGAAGAAAGCGGUAGGGAAGAGGAGGACAGUCAGGAAUGUGCUGAGGAAGAGAGCGACGAAGAGGAAGAGGACGAGUCUGGGGGGAGGACAAGCAUGGGCAGGCACAACCUCUGA